GCGUCUUUCCAGGAUGCCAUCCGGAUGCUCAACACCCUGCAGACCAAUGCCAGCUACCUGGAGCAGGUGAAGCGGGAGCGCGGUGACCCCCAGGCCCAGCUGGAAGCCAUGCAGGGCUUUUUGGAGAGGAGUGGGCUGAAGGUCGAGGACCUGGAUCGACUGAACAUCAUCCACGUCACGGGGACGAAGGGCAAGGGCUCAGCAUGCGCCUUCACUGAAUGCAUCCUCCGCAACUACGGGCUGAAGACAGGCUUUUACAGCUCCCCUCACCUCGUGCAGGUGCGCGAGCGGAUCCGCAUCAAUGGGCAGCCCAUCAGCAAGGACCUCUUCAACAAGUACUUCUGGCUGGUCUACAACCGCCUGGAGGAGACCAAGGACCCAGCACACGCCAGUAUGCCGGCCUAUUUCCGCUUCCUCACCAUCAUGGCCUUCCAUGUCUUCCUGCAGGAGAAGGUGGACCUGGCAGUGGUGGAAGUUGGCAUUGGCGGCACCUACGACUGCACCAACAUCAUCAGGGCGCCGGUGGUGUGUGGGGUCUCCUCCCUGGGCAUCGACCACACCAGCAUCCUGGGGGACACCAUGGAGAAGAUCGCCUGGCAGAAGGGGGGCAUUUUUAAGGCCGGGGUGCCGGCGUUCACCGUGGCGCAGCCGGAGCGGCCGCUGGAGGUGCUGAGGGAGCGAGCGCGGGAGCGGAAGUGUCCCCUGUACCUCUGCCCGGAGCUGGAUGACUUUGAGGAGGGCUGCCGGGCGCUGGAGCUGGGGCUGGCAGGCUCCCACCAGCGCUCCAACGCCGCCCUGGCCCUGCAGCUGGCGCGGACGUGGCUGCAGCGCCGCGGCUGCCAGGGUCUUGGGGAGCUGAAGGAGGUGCUGCCAAGCCCCGAGCUGCCGGGGAGGCCAGUGCCGCUGGCGCCUGCCUUCCGACUGACCGACGCCAUGAUCCGAGGCCUGCGGGACACAGAGUGGCUGGGCCGGACUCAGGUGCUCUGCCAUGGCCCUGUGACGUGGUACCUGGAUGGAGCUCACACCACCAGCAGCAUCCAGGCCUGUGUGCGCUGGUUCCGCCAGGUCGCCCUCAACCAGGACAAGCCCCAUGAUGGUUCUGAGGUGCGUGUGCUGCUCUUCAAUGCCACAGGCGACCGGGACACGGCGGCGCUGCUCAAGCUGCUGGUGCCCUGUCACUUUGACUAUGCUGUCUUCUGCCCCAACUUCACGGAGAUGUCAGUGGCCAACAACGCGGACCAGCAAAACUUCAACGUGACUCUGGAGAACGCCCUGACGCGCUGCCUGGAGAACCAGCGGACAUGGACGAGGCUCCUGGAGGAGAAAGUGGGGCAGGACCCCUGGCUGCCAUCUCCCCUGCGGGUGGGGGGGCUGCUGCAGCCGUCCCCCGCCCGAGGCUCCCUGCUGCUGGUGCCCCCAGCCCCACGGCCCCUCAAUUCCCCAGCGCUGGUGUUCCCGUGCCUGGCGCAGGCGCUGCGGUGGGUGGCGCAGGGCCGGGACCCGCGGCUGGCAGCCCCCGCGGCCUCGGGGGCUCACCCGCACCCCGCGGCCAGCAGCGGGGCCGUGCUGCUGCGGGAGGCGGCCGCCGUGCGGGUCCUGGUCACCGGCAGCCUGCACCUGGUGGGGGGAGCGCUGCGGCUGCUGGAGCCCGCGCUGUCCCAGUGACGCUGUCCCGGUGACGCUGUCCCGGUGACGCUGUCCCGGUGACGGCCGCGGGGCUCCGCGCCUCUGUUUACAUCAAGCACCGGCCUCGCCCCCGGUGAUGGCAUCUGGAGGGGGAUGUGGGGCUCCCCACCCCAUCCUGGCUUGGCUGUUUUCACCCCAGUGCCUUCUGCCUGUGCCCUUCCCGGGACGCUGUCCAUGGGGGGAUGCCCCUGGUCUCCAUCCCUUCCCUAGUCAGGCUGACUGGGGGGACCCCCAGGGUUUGGGGGGCUGCCCCAGGCUGUGAUGAGGUCCAGUGCCUCUGGUAGGUGGGAGCCUCAAGCUGUGGCAAGGCUCAGCAUCAGGGCACAAUUAAUUUAACAUAGGGAAGGUUUUUAUUAUUAUUGAUAAGAGUUUGUAACUUGGACGGGGAGGUGGGGGGAGUGGUGGGUUCUGCCCAUCGUCCUGUGGGAGGGCAGCAGCCUUGCACCAUCCUCCGCAAAUAAACCUCUUGCUGCUCCCA
This is a messenger RNA of Passer domesticus (house sparrow), 2164 nucleotides long. RefSeq names its product folylpolyglutamate synthase (gene FPGS). The record is from RefSeq and is a predicted model, not a curated record. The transcript has 14 exons. Bases 25 to 1665 code for a protein of 546 amino acids. Gene Ontology annotation, molecular function: tetrahydrofolylpolyglutamate synthase activity; ATP binding. NCBI's taxonomy places the organism in Eukaryota, Metazoa, Chordata, Aves, Passeriformes, Passeridae. Gene Ontology annotation, biological process: tetrahydrofolylpolyglutamate biosynthetic process. Gene Ontology annotation, cellular component: cytosol; mitochondrion; cytoplasm.